AAGCAUUUGAGACGUUAUAAAUACAGCCAGCUGGCGUCUCUUGACCAAGUGUGCGCUUGGACGCCAUUGUGACAACACCACGCACGAAAAACAUUCAGUGACAUGUUUGCUAUCAAGGCGAUUCUGAUCAGCGCGGCGUGCGCGUGCGCAUAUACGCAGUCCCACGGGCCAACAACGACGCCGGUGCCGAUCCUGAAACAGAUAAACAGGCAGAACGACGACGGCUCAUACAGCUUCGGCUAUGAAGCAGCAGACGGAUCCUUCAAGAUAGAAACCAAAUAUCCCAACGGGGAUGUAGCCGGGAAGUACGGCUACUUAGACGACACGGGGAAACUGAGGGAGGUGUCCUACGGAGCGAGCAGUCAGAGAGGAUUCGAACCGGAAGGCACCGGAAUUAUGGUUCCUCCACCGACCUUAAACGACCCGAAGACCAGCGCUUUGGCCGAUGGCCAGGAAGACGAUGGACAAUACCGUGAGGAUCCUCGCAUUUACGAGGACCAGAAGUACAACGGGAGACAAGCGAGGCCGAGCUCCAUCAGACAGUACCAGCCAGAGAGACAGCAGUUCACGUCCAGCUAUAGCUCACAGCCACAACAAGAAAGCGUAUAUCAGCCACAACCAGCGUACCAGCAGCAGCGAGCCUACCAGCCAGCUUACCAGCCACAACCAUCCCCACAACCACAAUACCAGCCACAGCCACAAAGACCUCUAUUCUCCCAACAGACAAAUCUCUUCAACCAAGCUCCACAAACAUUCCCUCAAUCAGACUUGAGGCCUCAGAGCCAGGUGUAUCACCAACAACCCCAGUUCUCAUACCAGGCGUACACUCCCCAGCCCUACCAGAACUACCAGUCCCAGGGCUACCAGUCCCAGAACUACCAGAAUCCACACCAGAACUUCAACCCGUUCUCGGGACACCCCGCCCAAAACUUCGAUCCCAACACAGGCUCAUAUUCCAUCAACUUCACUGGCUAACUAACACUUGUACCCUGUUAUACUUUUUUACUUAGUGAUAAAAACUGUUUGUAAAAUAUAAUUUUAGGAGUAAAUUAACGAAUCUUAAAUAUUUAUAUAACUUUUUAAACAAAAAAUAUUCGUCGACUCUUAGUUCAGACGGAGCUGGUUAAAUAAAACAUCUCUAACGUGACUGCUUGAGCUACAUCCUAGGACGGUAUGUUUAGUCCGUGUUUGCAUCGGCAACUUGCAUACUUAUAGUUUUAAGGUAAUUGGAGUUGAAGACGAGAACUUCGACUAAGCACACAGCUCGCUUCAUAAAAAGUCUACCUACCCACGUGACAACUGAAGGAGACAGCUAAGAUUUAAAUUCAGAAAACUUAGAUUUGAAAUUUAUGAUUUUGUAUUAAACGUUACGCUGACGAGUUCUUAUUAAAAUAAACCAAAUAUAAUAUGCUUAGUAUAUUAGUACUCGCGUGUACGAUGUGUAGAAGUAACUUAGUGGUACGAUAUUAGUUAUAUGCUAGUCAUUAUACUGAAAUGUUAUAUUGGUACUGUGAGCUUUAGCUAUGUAAACAUUAUAUACACACACACACACACACACACACACACAUAUUUAUAUAUAUAAGUACAUUUAUAAUACAGCAGUGAAGUAGAUAUUUAUGUAUUUAUGUAAGUCUAUACGUAUUUUAUACAUAUUUUACAUACAACCUAUAUAUUUAUGUAUAGAUAUAAUAUUUAUUCCAUGUACAUUUCAUUAUAUAUAUAUAUAUAUAUAUAUAUAUAUUAACGUAUACAUGGUAUCGUAGAGCGUCCACGUCGUCUCUUACAAAAUGGACGUCAAACUAAAAUGUCGGCACGUGUACUGAUUGUAAAUAAUAUAAUAAAAGAUUACAUAAC
Danaus plexippus (monarch butterfly) is the source of this 1854-nucleotide messenger RNA. RefSeq names its product activating signal cointegrator 1 complex subunit 2 homolog (gene CPR55). Gene Ontology annotation, molecular function: structural constituent of chitin-based larval cuticle. Gene Ontology annotation, cellular component: chitin-based extracellular matrix. Bases 103 to 975 code for a protein of 290 amino acids. NCBI's taxonomy places the organism in Eukaryota, Metazoa, Arthropoda, Insecta, Lepidoptera, Nymphalidae. The transcript is spliced from 3 exons. The record is from RefSeq and is a predicted model, not a curated record.